Messenger RNA from Pseudonaja textilis, 6982 nucleotides. The record is from RefSeq and is a predicted model, not a curated record. Lineage: Eukaryota; Metazoa; Chordata; Lepidosauria; Squamata; Elapidae.
AUGGUUUCAGAGACAUUUAUCACUGAAUUGGCUACGUCAGCAGAGAAAAAUCUGGGGUGCACUGGGCACUUGCUUAGAACCAUCAGCUAUACCAGCUUCAUUUUCCUUAUGUUACAAGUGUCUUUUCAAAUUGCUUUCUACUACUUACCACCUAAUGAUUUUUUUUGGGAGGAAGUGCUGUCACAUUUUGGUAUUGUACGGUUUAGCAGGCUUGAUGCUGGAAACAUUAUACAUCUUUUGGCUCCUGACAUUGGAAUGUUUCUUUUUGGUCUGACUGUCAUGCUGCUUUGCCGUAAGACAGUGAAACUCAACAACUGGGAAAGUGAGCUUCCAUCUGGAGACCAUGAUCAGUUCUCUUCGGAUGAGGAAGAAGACAUGAAAGAGACGGAAUCUGAAGCAGAAACUGAAGAUACUGAGGACAUAGACAUUGGUUGUCUGUUUGAAAAGGAUUGUUUAAGAUGCUGCCAUUCAGGUUUCCUUCUGAAAUUCACUUUGUUCCUAACAGACUUGGAGAUUCUGUGUGAAGACACACUUAGAACUGCUGGCAAAGUCUUCAUUAUGCUUCUGUUAGGCUCAACAGAGCACACAAUAUAUUCUGAAACCUCACAAGAAGUUAAUGAAAAAUGUAACAUGGAAAAAAAAUCUAGUGCAUUCUUAGCAUUGGCACAAUUCAUUGCAAAUCAGAGCUAUGUCAUUGCAUUGAUUACUAUGAUGGUUUGGAGUAUCACCUACAACAGCUGGCUAACUUUUGUUCUGCUAAUCUGGUCCUGUAUAAUUUGGAUGGUACAUGACCGUCAUCUCUAUGCCUUGCGCAGUUUACCUUUUCUUGUCAUCUAUGGAAAUGUACUGGUGAUUCUUAAUUUUAUUGUGGGACUGAAUCUUUCGCAAGAGGAAUUAUUUCCAGGAGUAGCAACUUCAUUACUCAUUGACUUAGAUUUGAAACCUUAUUCUCUUCCCUGUGUCCAUCUGGGAGCCAAGAUUUUAUAUCAGUUAACUUUCUGGUUAUUGUUGAGGCAGUAUGUGAUGCAAAUACAGAAGCAAAAAGAGGAGGAAUUUCUUAAAGAAGUGAUAGUACAUCAAACUGAAAUGGGCACAUCGCAAAAUCCGAUUAUAGAAAUACUCAGUUCUAUAUUUAAGAGGAUCCUAGUAAAAUACUGGAUAUACUUCUGUUCCAUCAUGUUCUUUAUUGUCAGCUUCAAAGGCAAAGUGGUCCUGUAUAAAAUUCCUUACGUUAUAUUUUUUCUGUUCUGUGUGGCUUUAUAUCAGAUUCAUUAUGAAGGAUGGCGACGAAUCCUGAAGGGAUUUUGGCUGAUAAGUGUCUCCUAUUCAAUGAUAAUCCUCAUUGCUUUAUAUACUUACCAGUUUGAGAUGGUUUCUGAUUUUUUCCUAAAAUCUUUGGAAAUAUCAGAGGAAAGAUUAAAAGAUGUGGGCCUUGAGUGGUUCAACACAAAGGAACUUUUUACAAAGAUUAUAUUACUCUGUGCCUUUCUUCUGGUUUGUAUUGUUCAACUGCAUUAUUUCCAUAAAGAUUUCCUGAAUAUCACAGAUCUGACCAAUAUUUCUGUGAAUCCAUCUUCUUCAUCUGCCAGUGACAAGCAAAUGGAAAUUCUUGUGUGUCUUUUGGCUAAUAGGGUUAAAGAAACACUCCAAAAACUGCAAAGUGGGCUGGCUCCUGAGCCAUUACAAAAGUCUUUUCCAGAUGGACUGGACAAGUCUGAGAAUACCACAGAAAAUGAGGUAAAGAGGAACAAAUGGGCAGAAGAGGUAGACAAUUUGGCACUUUGUCUUCUGAAGAUCAUAGCAAUAGCUCAGGAUAUGCAGGUGUUUGCAUGGAGAUUUCUGGAGCUGCACAUCCUUAAGAUUGUGUCCACUUGCACUAUCUGGAUCACACUUCAAGAGGUGUGUUUGAUGAAUUAUGUUUUCUUUAUUGUGUGGACAUUUGCUAUUCCUUAUUCCAAAUUUCGUCUGUAUGCCUCAAGAAUCUGUACAUUUUGGUCUUGUGUGAUGGUCAUCUGUAAAAUGUUAUAUCAGCUAAAAUUUAUCAAGCCCUGGAAUUAUUCCUCAAACUGCACUCAGGUCAGUGAUCUGCAUUUGAAUAUAACUUACCAUUCUAUCAAUGUUGAUGAGCUUUUGGAGAAAUCAUCUUUGUACGUAGCACCAAUUGACCCAGCACUUUGGAUUGGAGGGCUGAUGAAGUGCAGUGACAAUAUUUUUCUUUCUCUAAAGAACCAUCUCACCAUUCUGAUUCUGAUGGCUUUAGAAGCAACUGUGUAUCGCCACCAAUAUUUUUACUGGACUCAGAAUCAAAUAUUACCACCUGUCACAGGUAGCCUUUUUAAUAAUAUUGGCCGGGAGAACUUGGACGAAGGGCUACUCAACUGCAUUAAAUACUGUCUCAACUAUAGUUUUUACAAAUUUGGACUGGAGAUAUGCUUUGUGGCGGCAGUUAAUGUGAUUGGGCAACGCAUGGACCUCUAUGCACUUAUCCAUGCAAGUUGGCUGACUUACCUGUUGAGCUACCGUCAGAGGAAAGCAAUAGCCCAAGUCUGGCCAAAAUACUGUUUCUUCCUUGCCAGCAUUGUGGCCUUUCAGUAUUUGCUUUGUAUUGGUCUCCCACCUGCUUUGUGCCAAGAUUAUCCAUGGAGAAGUUCCCAUUGGUUGUUCCCAUCAAAUCUGAUUAAGUGGCUUUAUCUGCCUGAUUUUGCUGAAAGACCCAAUACUAAUUUUCUCCUGUAUGAUUUCCUUCUUCUGCUUUUUGCUUCCUUACAAUGGCAAGUUUUUGAAGAUGAGGAUCAGCUUGUAGUCAGGCUGCAAGCUGGAGAUAACUCAGAGAUUAAUCAAGAUUUGGGCCCAGCAGGUCUCAGUGAAUUCAGUUGGGUACCAAACUUUAUCCAUUGCAGAUCUUAUUUGGAUCUGAUGAAAGUGCUUAUAUUCAAGUACCUCUUCUGGAUUGCCCUUUGCCUAAUUUUUGUGACUGCGACAGCCAGGAUCAAUAUUUUCUCUGUGGGCUACUUUGUUGCCUGCUUUUACUUUAUGCACUUUGGACGAAGCCUUCAGCUGAAGCCCCUCAGAGACAUUCUUAGACCAUGGGACUACUUGAUUGGCUACACUACUUUGGUUAUAACAGUAAAGAAUCUUCUUGCUAUUGGAUCAUGUGCAUACCUUAAUAAAUUACAAAUAAACUAUUGUUGGCUAAUUCAGACCUUUGCUAUGUAUUGCACAAUACCAGGAUAUGAAGUAGAUCCACCUAAUAAUGAGAUAUGUGAAUUGCCCAAAAAUGAAGCAGGAAUACUGUGGGAUGCAGUAUGUUUCACAUUCUUGCUGAUUCAGAGAAGAGUUUUUAUGAGCCACUAUUAUCUCUAUAUUGUGACUGAUCUCAAGGCUACAGAUUUCUUAGCCUCCAGGGCAGCUGAGAUGUUUGAGUUGAAGCUGGAAAAAAAGGUGACUUCUCGGAUGGAACAAGAUAGAAAAGCAACGGAAAUCAUGAAAAAGCACACUCAUCACAAAUACGGAAAUGUGGUACAGAUUAUUGUGAAAAAAAAUAAGCUCAAAUUUCAGAUAUCUUGUACUUUAGGCUUCAUAGGAAGAAUAUAUGCUCAAUUCUACAUUGGAGAUGAUACCAGCGAGAUAGAAAAAAAGAAUAAAAAUAAUUGGUGGCAGCCAUGGGUGACACAUAAUUCAGUGAUUCGAAGUGGGAGCUAUUGCCUUUUUGAUACAGAUAGUGAAGAUGAAGAAGAACAUGAACACUCUGAAAUGAAAAAAAAAGAAUUAUUUAAAAAGAAAACAGCAUGGCAGCUUGCAUAUGAAGCCUCGAUGAGGAAUACAAAAUCAGCUCAAAAUAUGAGAGAGCAAGAUGAAAUCAGUAGUCAAAAAAAUACCAAAGAGGAGGAAAGGAAAAACGAGCAAUUGCCAGGGAUUGAAAAAGCUAAUGUCAGUUUGGAAUCCUCUGAUGAAAAUAUCGAGAUACUGGCUUCUGAAGAGGACUUGGAUAAAUCAGAAAGUAUUGUGCAAAGAAUAAUCAACAUUAUUAAGCUUAUCUCCAUCUUGAUGCAUGCAUUGAUGUAUGGAACUAUAGAAGCCCUUAAUUCCCUUGUUAAAGAUAAUUUGGACAUUGCUAAUGCAUUGAGGAUGGAAAAACAUAUUCUUUGGCAGCAGAUGAACGAGGGAAAUGAGGUUUCAGUAGAUAUGGUUCUACAACAUUACAGAUUUGAGAAUAAUCAGUCAGUUUAUGGAGAAUAUAAAGCCAAAGUAAUAAGAACUGAGGAAAGCCAAGGCAAGGUAUCUGAAUCUCCACCAACUGAGAAUACCGAGCCUUCAUCUCUGCAACUCAGGAGAGCCAGUGAAACUGACAAAGAUGUAAUGGGGACUGAGAAGAUAGAAGGGGAAAAUGAAAAAGGAGCCCUCUCCCAAGGAUUCACUCUGACCACUUCCUGUGCAGAACCUGCCGUUCUUUCCAGCUCUCCAUCAGAAAUUCAAGAGUCUGCAGAUUCCUUGUUUACUAGAAGUCCAAAAGCCAACAAGCCAUUAGGUGAAAUAUCUCCUAUGAUGACAACCAGUGAGCUGGUGCUUAACAGCAUUCUUCAUAACAAUGAGCUGGAGCAGUCCGAUAAAUUUUACCAGUGCCUUCCUUGUCCCUUGAAGCUUGGAGUUGCUUUGUACCAUGUUAUGGUCUCUACAUCAGAAAUGCUUUGUUAUUUUGUUAUCAUUAUCAACCACAUGGUUUCUGCUUCCAUUCUUACUUCGGUUCUCUCCAUCUUGAUAUUCCUGUGGCCUAUGUUGUCCAUUCCAAGGCCUACCAAAUUCUUUUGGAUGAUAGCAAUCAUUUACACUGAGUUAUAUUGCAGUAUCAAUGCAGAAGCACCAUUUGCCUUGCCAAAUCUAAUUGGGAUGGAGAAGAAAGACGGAUAUGCACAGUAUGAUCUAGUGCAGCUCCUAGCCUUGUUCUUGCACAGGUACAUCUUGAAGCUUACCCCCAGUGUGCUUUGGAUUUAUCGGCCUAUCAAGCAAUUCUUCUAUGACAUCAUUUAUCCCAAGAGCAGUCCAGUCUGCGAUAUCUAUGGUUACAUCUUUAUUGCUGAUGUGAUUAAUUUUAUUAUUACCAUCUUUGGCUAUGGGGCAUUUGGGAAACAUUCGGAGGAUGAUUUCGCAGAAUCCCUUUUGGAAGAUGAAGUCCCUGUACCUUGGCUUGUGAUACUCUUGAUACAGUUUGGCACCAUGAUAAUUGAUAGGGCACUCUACCUAAGAAAGAACACGUUUGGGAAGUGUGUUUUCCAAAUGAUCUUGGUCUUUGGCGUUCAUAUUUGGAUGUGUUUCAUUUUGCCACAAGUAACACAAAGGAGAUUUAACAGGAAUAGAUUGGCUCAGGUGUGGUAUUUGGUCAAGUGCAUUUAUUUUGGUUUGUCUGCAUAUCAGAUCAAAUGUGGCUACGCAAAUCGGACCACAGGCCACUUUUUAACCAAGAAUUACAACUAUAUAAACCUCUACUUAUUCCAAGGAUUCCGCGUAAUGCCUUUCUUGAUUGAGCUGAAGGCUGCCAUGGACUGGAUCUGGACUGAUUCUACACUCAGCUUGUCCAGUUGGAUCUGCCUAGAGGAUAUUUAUGCAAAUAUUUUCAUUCUAAAAUGUCAGAGAGAAUGUGAAAAAAAAUAUCCCCAACCUCCUGGACAGAAGAAGAAACCAAUUUCUGCCUCGUACUUUAUAGAUCGGUAUAGCCCAGAGGACAUUGUAAUUGCUAAAAUAAAAGGCAAUGCCAGCCUGCUCUGGAGCAUCAGUCCAGGGAAUCGGAAAGCUAUGAUCGCAGAGCUCUCCAAUUCCUCUGCAGUUUAUGUCAACUUCCACUGGACACUUACCAGUAUACUUCCUGGUGUUCUACCAAAAUAUCUCAGAGCAACUAAUCAGGCAGAUGCUAAAAUAGCAAAUAGCUUGAAAGUUGAGCAGCACAGGCAUCUGUUCUUUAUCAGGGAGAAAGUGUGGGAAACAGAAAUUAACUUGCUUUCAACAGUUCAUUCCCAGAAGGUAGAAGACAUUGAUGCAAUGGCCUUCUUCAGAAAUAUAACCAUAAAGCUGCAGCGCUUGCCAGACAAGUCUUCAAGUCACGUUUCUGAAUGGUGGAUUGUUAAAGAGCAGAUACCUCUCUGUUUGGAUAACAGAUGCAGCAAGAAUAUGGAGAUUAUAAUUUGUAACGAUAAAGUUAGUCCUUCUGGCCUGGGAUUCAUCACUGGAUAUGGCAUUGCCGGUCUCUAUAUGUCGUUUGUUUUGGUUAUUGGGAAAUUCAUCCGACAGUAUUUCAAUGGUCUCUCACGUUCCAUCAUGUUCGAAGAGCUGCCCAAUGUGGACCGCAUCCUGAAACUCUGCACAGAUAUCUUCUUGGCCAGAGAGGCUGGAGAAUUGGAGCUAGAAGAGCAGCUUUUUGCUAAACUCAUUUUUCUGUACAGAUCACCAGAAACAAUGAUCAAAUGGACCAGAGAACGCAAGGAAAAAUAAAAAGCAGCUUGGAUGGGAGAUUACCACUAAGAAACUCUACAAAAAACAGGGCCUGCACUUGGGAGUUGGGCAUCACUUCACAAGACAUCAAGGCAAUGUUGUUUUGGUGUAUUGAAUAUUUAAUCUACAUUGUGGAGGUGUGCAACUACAUGUAAGAUUUAAUAUCCAGGGUGUGAUAUGCAGUUUUAUAUUGCACAGAGAUUGGAAUUUAUAAUGCUGUACAGUGAUUUGGGCCAGGGGAAAUCCUCAGUAAAUGUUAACUGCUCCUAUGAUCCCACCCCCUUUUAAUUGUAUGCAGUCUGAUUCCAAAUUACCAAUUCAAUUCAACAGGGUAGUAAAGUUAGCAAUGAAUUAGGAAUUAUGUCUUUGUCAAAUAAUUUUGGCAUGAACAAAAUAAAAUGUUACAUAGGCAUACAAAUAAAAUAAAACACAGAAUGACUUUGCCCUAGGAAAAUAAGUGUCUGCCUGAAGGUUAAAAGGUUUUCUAAAUAGUGACAGC